Thamnophis elegans (Western terrestrial garter snake) is the source of this 1587-nucleotide messenger RNA. It is a transcript of the gene SEPTIN11, whose product is annotated as septin 11. Gene Ontology annotation, cellular component: septin ring; microtubule cytoskeleton; cell division site. The record is from RefSeq and is a predicted model, not a curated record. Gene Ontology annotation, biological process: cytoskeleton-dependent cytokinesis. Gene Ontology annotation, molecular function: molecular adaptor activity; GTPase activity; GTP binding. The transcript has 10 exons. The coding region runs from base 100 to 1389 and encodes 429 amino acids. Lineage: Eukaryota; Metazoa; Chordata; Lepidosauria; Squamata; Natricidae.
GCGCCGGGCGGAGGCGAAGGGCGGCGGAAGGCGAGGCAGCGGGAGAGGAGACGCCGGACGGAGCCUCCUGUGCGCCCGCAGCAGACCCCGACGCGAAGCAUGGCCGUGGCGGUGGGCAGACCCGCGAAUGACGACCUUCGAAAUCUCGCCUUGUCAGGCCACGUCGGCUUCGACAGCCUCCCAGAUCAGCUGGUCAACAGGUCAACCUCGCAAGGUUUCUGCUUCAACAUCCUUUGUGUCGGGGAAACCGGCAUUGGCAAAUCAACCCUCAUGGACACGCUGUUCAACACGAAGUUCGAAAGCGACGCGGCCACCCACAAGGAGCCAGGUGUACGGUUGAAAGCCAGGAGUUACGAGCUCCAGGAGAGCAACGUCCGUCUCAAGCUGACAAUUGUCGAUACGGUGGGAUUUGGAGACCAGAUCAAUAAGGACGACAGCUACAAGCCCAUUGUGGAAUACAUAGAUGCACAGUUCGAGGCCUACCUGCAGGAAGAGCUGAAGAUCAAGCGGUCCCUGUUUAAUUAUCACGACACCAGGAUCCACGCGUGCCUGUAUUUCAUUUCCCCAACUGGGCACUCGCUGAAAUCCCUUGAUCUGGUCACCAUGAAGAAGCUCGACAGCAAGGUGAAUAUCAUCCCGAUAAUAGCCAAGGCGGACACCAUUGCCAAGAACGAGUUGCAUAAAUUCAAAAGCAAAAUCAUGAGCGAGUUGGUGAGCAACGGAGUCCAGAUUUACCAGUUUCCAACUGACGAGGAAACAGUAGCUGAGAUUAACGCCACAAUGAGCGUCCAUCUCCCAUUUGCCGUGGUUGGCAGCACCGAAGAAGUGAAGAUUGGCAAUAAAAUGGCCAAAGCUAGACAAUAUCCAUGGGGAGUGGUCCAAGUUGAAAAUGAAAACCACUGUGAUUUUGUAAAGUUGCGCGAAAUGCUCAUCAGAGUAAACAUGGAAGACCUGAGAGAGCAGACUCACAGCCGACAUUACGAGCUCUACCGCCGGUGCAAACUGGAAGAGAUGGGAUUUAAAGACACAGAUCCCGACAGCAAACCAUUCAGCCUGCAAGAAACCUACGAAGCCAAGAGAAAUGAAUUUCUGGGUGAACUACAGAAGAAAGAAGAGGAAAUGAGGCAGAUGUUUGUCAUGAGAGUGAAGGAGAAGGAAGCAGAGCUGAAGGAAGCAGAAAAAGAUCUUCACGAGAAGUUUGACCAUCUAAAGCGGACUCACCAAGAGGAGAAGAAGAAGGUAGAAGACAAGAAGAAGGAGCUGGAGGAGGAGCUGAACAACUUCCAGAAAAAGAAAGCCGCGGCCCAGCUAUUACAAUCACAGGGUCAACAGGCCAGCUCUCAGCCCACCAAGAAGGACAAGGACAAGAAAAAUUCAAGCUUCACAUAAAGGCUGCCAAGUCAAAGGAUGUUCCUGCAUUCCCCUGCUUUUGCAGUAAUGUGUUUCGGCCAUCUUAUAUCUCUUUCUUUUAAACACGAAUCCUUCCGAUCAGUAUUAGUAUUAAGGGGGCGGGUGGGUGAAGCAGGAGUCCUCCUCUUCCUCCCCCUCCUCCUCUUUGUCUUUCUUCUUCCUUCUCCUCCUCCUCUU